UCUUUAAAGUAUGCGCACUCCAGUUUGAGUCCCACCGCGAACUGCCAGUCAGCUCCACUGGUGUUUACAGGCGAGACGGUAGCCUAUACUAUUGUGGACGUCACGUUGCUAUGGCAACGUAGUAAGGAAGCAUACAACAACGCUGCAAUAUGUCCACCUCUCUGGCCAAAGAAGAAAGGCAGAAGAGACGCACUCUGGUGCUGAGGCCCUCCUCCCGACAAAUUUCAGUAUCAGGUUUACUACAUGGAGUCAACCACAGCACAAGAGACACAAACAGUGUCCUCGGUUCCUCGAGCAGGAAAAGUUUCAGCCUGGGCGGUGGAAGCAAAGUCCUGGACAAGAGCAACAUUCAGACUCCGAGACAAGUUGUUCGGGUGUUUGAUGAAGACGAAAAUGAUGUCACUCCUCAGCCACUGUGCCAGGCAGAUCCCACAGCUGCACAGGUCAAAGCCAGCCGGUUGUUUCUGGAUGAAAUAUCUGCCGGAUCAGUAUCAGAUCAGACAACAGCCAGCGGGAGCUUCAGUCUGCCUUUCUCCAGGUCAAUAUUAGGAAGCAGCAGAAUAUCCAGCCAGUCUACCGUAGAGUCCAUGAAUGAGGAGAUUGAGGAUACAUUUUCCAAACGGGACAUGCCCUUCAUCUUCCCAGAUGUGCAGGAGAAAAGAAACACCGUGAAAGAACAUGUAACAGAGGACAUGUUGAAAGAGGUCACUGAUGUCUACAUCUCUGAGACAGACAGCAUUUCACUACUGGACAUAUCCAGCACCUUUGUGUCAGUGGAUGGUGAUGACGCAGAAGCUGUGAUAGAGAGAAACAAUCAGUAUGCUGAGGUCUGCAGAAACAGAAUGGGCAAUGAUAAGUAUGUGGAUCGAUCAAUGCAGACAUUGAAUGGAGCAGCUAAAAACAAACUGGUUCAGAGUGACAGUACGGUGAUGGUGGAUGCAGCCACAAUUGUUACCACCUGGGAUAUGUAUGACACUUUGAUCAGCCCUGAGCAGGACCGAACACUGUGUAGCACUGACCGAGGGACUGCUGACUAUCCAGAGGCUGUGUUGGACACCAGCAGAGGUGCAGAGAGGAGCGUGUCAGUGGGCAGUACAGUCAGCACAGCCAGUGCUGCUAGCUCACUGAAAGAAGUGGAAGCAUUUGGGAACACUUUAAAUGCUGAGUCAGACCUGCAGCUGAUCAUGCUGUCUGAGAAAUUCCAACACUGCUUACUGGUAAUGGAGAGGACCGUAGUGGGAAACACUUUCCAACCCAAGCUGGCUGCUUACAGACAGCUGCCAGUAAUAGAAGACCCAGACAGUCUGCUGCAGUCUGUGACAGUGGAGCAGGGGGAGGAGGACACAGAUAGCUCUCGAUCUCCAGCCAUGGAGCGUCUCUUGGCUUUCAGCUGUGAGCUCACCAGAGGACGCAGCGUCAGCAGCAUGGCCUGGAACAAGAAGAACCUGGACCUUCUGGCUGUGGGCUACGGUGAGUUUGACUCCAGUAACCAGAAACAAGGCCUGGUGUGCUGCUGGUCUCUCAAAAAUUCCACGUGGCCUGAGCGUGUCUUCCAUUGUGACAGCGCAGUGACUUCUCUGGACUUCUCAUCCAUCAACCCCAAUCAGCUGGCUGUGGGCAUGCAAGAUGGCAGUAUCAAUAUCUACAAUGUGAGGAGCCAAGACAACAAGUCCUGUGUCAUCAGCAGCAGUGAAUGUCCCAACAAGCACUGGGAUCCAGUGUGGCAGCUCAGGUGGACCCAACAAGAGUUGAGCCUGACAGGAGAGGAGAAGGCAGAGUCUCUCUUCUCUGUGGCUGCAGACGGCAGGAUCAGCAAGUGGUUUGUCUGCAACACCGGCCUCGACUGCAUAGACCUGAUGAAGCUCAAGAGGAUUCAUGAUACAAAAAAGAGGACUGGAGGGACCAAGACAGAGAAGAAGACAGAGAGUGUUCAGUCAGCGUUGACUCCUGGUCUGUGUUUUGACUUCCAUCCCACGGAUUCCAGUGUCUACCUGGUUGGCACAUGGGAAGGUCUCAUUCACAGAUGCUCCUGUUCCAACAGUCAGCAGUUUCUGGAGACUUACAGGAAACACCAUUGUCCCGUGAACUGCAUCACAUGGAGUCCACUCAGUCCUGAUGUGUUCCUGAGCUGCUCCUCAGACUGGACCAUCCAGUUGUGGAAGCAGGGCCGCCAAAACCCCGUGUUAGGUUUCACCUCCACCCAGACAGCAGUGUGGGACAUCAAGUGGUCCCCAAAGUGGGCCACAGUGUUUGGAGUCGUUAAUGACAGACAGUUGGAAAUCUGGGACCUGAAUUCAAGCACCUUAGACCCAAUCAUUGUGCAACCUGCUGCUGCUGGUGUGGAGAUGAAGUCCCUGCUGUUUGCCACACAGACAGACUGUGUCCUGGUUGGAGACAGUGAUGGACAAGUAACUGUCUACAAGCUCAGGAACAUCAGUGUGGGACAGAGCAGCCAGGUGGAUAUUCUAGAGGGCAUCAUCCGCUCUGCAACUUCCGGAUAGUUUCAAGAAACAAAGACAGAUGUAUACCCGAGCCAUUACCCAAGGAAGGGUCUCUGUCUGCCAAAGAUGAAUCAGUACAAAUAAAAGUAAAUGUACAGAUGGAUAAGGAACAAAAGUGUACUUUGGCAUCAGUCAUUACUGUACACUGUCCUUUACUGUUGAAAGCAUCAGACUAAACCUAAUGGUCACUGUCAAGGGUUCAUGCUGUAAGGGAAGAGAAAAAAUAAAUCCCUUCAUUUAAUUUACCGCACUAUACUAAUACAUUCUGAUGGUAUUUCAGUCCUAAUCUUCCUAUCCUGUGUUACAGACAUUAUAACAGAUUCCUGUGUAGGAUGAAGGGCUACACUCUGCCCUCCUGAGAUAUGCCAGAGGUAUGGGGACACUUUGUGGCCAGAUUUAGUACAACAGACAGUUGAGUCAUACUGCCUUUAAACAGCCAGAUAGUGUGGAAGUGGUGGAAUGUAACUAAAUACAUUUAAUCAAGUACUGUACUAAAGUACAAAGAUAUUCUUGCAUUUCACUUGAGUGGUGUGGAUCAAUCAAUCAAUCAAUCAAUCAAUCAAUCAAUCAGUCAAUCAAUUUUAUUUAUUAAGCCCAAUAUCACAAAUCACAAUUUGCCUCACAGGGCUUUACAGCAUACGACAUCCCUCUGUCCUUAUGACCCUCGCAGCGGAUAAGGAAAAACUCCCCAAAAAAACCCUUUAAUGGGGGAAAAAACGGUAGAAACCUCAGGAAGAGCAACUGAGGAGGGAUCCCUCUUCCAGGACGGACAGACAUGCAAUAGGUGUCGUACAGAACAGAUCAACAUGAUAAAUUAACAGUAAUCCGUACUACCUCUUGAACUACCUCUACUGUAUGACCUGCUCAGAUGCAGCUGUGAACUGCCUUGGCUUUUUCAGUCCUACACAUGUGAGAGGAAGUCUACUUUCCUCCAACUUUCCCUGCUUCUCCUUCUCUCUUGCUUCGGGUUUAUGCAUCACCACCCAUAAACUAGCAGCUAGCAAACCUUUGUAGAUUGGGACCCCCUAUACCAAAAGACAGGGUCUGGUUGAAACAUUUGAGGUGCCUGUGAGUUUGUUAGACAUCCCAGCAAAAGGACCUUUCACUUAACUCCUCAGAUGAAUUUAUUUAAAUAACUGUGGCCCAAAACUCUUGAACUGUGUUACCCAAAUCAACAGACUAAACAAGAGGACAGAAUCAAGCACUUUGUGUUUGUGAACGUGCAUGUGAGCAAGUGCACACCCACAAACACAUGCGUAUUUUUUUUUUACAGUCAGAAAAUGUCCCCUCCAGAGUUAAAACCAAACCUCUCUCACACACGCGUCUCACCCCUAGGUUGGGAACCACUGGACUUAAGUAGUGAUGGGCAAAAAUGAAUGAACUAAUUCUUUUGAACAAAGCUUGCUUCUUUUUUGUGUGUCAUGUGUAUCGGGUCAGCUUGUUAAGCGUCUAAGUGCUGAUGAACCCACAACUUUUCCCACUCACCGUUGCCAUAGGAUACUGCUUAUGCUGCCCGAUAGCAGCAGACUGAGUGAAUGAGAAGCAACUGAAUCUGACUCCAGUCCAGACAGCCUGGCAGUUACACUCAUGUGGUGUCAUUUGUGAAAUCUGUGAGUAGAUGUGCACAUAAAAACAUUGGUACUAAAAACCUACACCAGAUUCAUGAAUGCCACAGGAAACUUAGAUUUGAUCGUAGGCCCGUGUCUGUGUUCAAGAAUGCCAAUCAAUCAUAAAUUGACAGCGUGCUCCUGCUAGUCAGCAAUUAGCAUACAUCCCCGCCCAUUUAUAGCCAGUGACACCAUAUAUGGAGGUGAUAAUUACUAUGGACAGGUGCAUCCUGUCGACCUGCGAACAUGGAGCAAAGAAAGCGAAAGAGAGAGAAAGAAAAACUUUUCUGACGCUGAGACUGAUGUUAUUUUGGGUGAAGUGUUGAGAAAAACAUUUUACUUUCUUCUGUGAGUAGUGGAGUGACAGGGACAGGUAAAUCAAAGGCCUGGGAGGUAAUGGAUGCCAUAAACUCUGUGUUCUCUGAGAUUACUUCAAGUUGAGCAGUAUGGGGGGUUUUUUGUUUUGUUUUUUUGCCACUCAGUGUGUGGUGUACUUCUGGGGAUAUUUUGGUCAGGCAGCUGUGAACAUGGAGGCAGCUGCCCAGAGGAAGAGAGGCUUUGCUCAGUCAGGCUCCAAAAUAAGGCUGUUUUCUCUCUUCUGCUUAGAAGUAGUAAUGAAUUUACAGCUCAUAACAACUUCAUGUUACACAGUCUCUGGCUUUUGCUUGAUAUCUAAAGUCUAAAUGUUGUUGCACAUUUCCAAUCCAUGUUACAUGGACGUCACUGUCACACUAACAUCCCGCUGAGCCCCGUUCAAACUCUCAUAACUCUAUAUGGACAAAAAGGAACCAACAGUCAUAUAUUCGUACUGAACAGCGAAAUCUGAUUGGACUGACAUAAUUCUAUAUCGGGCACAGCCCUAGAAAUAGAACAGGUGAGCCAUGAAAUACGAUCAGGAACUAAUUUUUCAGGUUAUUGACACUACAUGAAUGCAGCACAAGGCUGCAGAGGUAACUGGACGUCUGCUACUUCGUCCUCAAAGAACAGAUUUUUGGUCAGUAACAUGUCUGCAACAUCAUAUUGAGCUUAAAUGGCCUACCUACAUACAUUUGGGAUGCUGAAUCAAUGCAUUUAAAUUAAUAUUGUAGCUUUAAUAAUUCAAACUUUGCUGUUGAACAUACAUGUGCUAUAAUAAAGUGUCACAGAGAAACUGACACUAUACUCUGCAUAAAGUAUCAAAAGUCAAAAUGUUCGAUACAUUGACAUGAAUCAACUCGAAGGAACUGAUACUAUGAAAAGAAUUAGUCUGCCCAUCGCUGGUUAAAGCUUCACAUGAACACAAAAGUAAUAUACUACUCAUGCAUCAGUAUUAACAAUGUAAUGUCACAGUAAAUACUUGAUACUCUGAUACGUAUCACUUUAAAAUUCUGUACUUAUACUUUAGUAGUAUGUUGAAUCGAGAACUUUAACCACAAUGGUGUUUACUUAAAUCUGAGAACUUCCACCACUAUAUUGUGGCUGUGUUUAUAGAUGAUGGCAUUUACAUUAAUUAUUUUAUAUUUUAGAUUAUUCUUGGAUUCAGUACCACAGGUACAGAACCUCUGAGGAAGGUGAACCCAUCAUGAAGUGAACUAUAAUUUCAUAGAAGCAGCUUCUGUACAGAUUUUUGAGGCUGAGCUUCAUCUGUAGUGCCUGUAUGCAGUGCAUGUGAAAGGUGAGUGGAUAUGAUCAGCUCCUCUUCUCCCCGUUAAUACUCAGCAAUUUAGGAUUUUGCGCCUUUGUCGGACAUUAAGGAAUGUCAUGUUGGUCUUCAGUAGAUUUGAGUAACAUGAGGACCACAUACACAAAAUGUGUUAAUAUUAAAAAACAAACAAACAAAAAAAAGGAGUCAUUGCUGUGUUGUCCCAAACCUUUUAUUGCAGCAACAGAUCAUUUACAGAAAACUGUGACUCUUCAGAUCCCCACAAUCCAUCAUUACUUCACAAUAAUUUAAUCACCAUCUACAGGACAGUAUUAGAGCUGCAGACAACAAUGAGGCAAAGAGACGGGCAGUUUUUAACCAACAACUUUAUUUCUCCAUAACACAGUGGAGCUCAGUCUGCUGCAGCUGUCAUACUGUUUCCAGCAGACACUGUCAGUUAACAACUGCCACCUCCUUUGUCUGGAAGCAAAGCUGUCCAUGCUGUUGCAACCCUUUACAGCAGUACAUGAAAAAGAUGAAACAUCUCUUUCACCAGGUUGCUGCAGUGUGAUGCUCUGCCAUUUGAUUUUAUUGCUCUUCCUUUUCUAUUGUUAGAGAAUAAAAUUUGUCCUGAAGUAGCACAGCCCCUUAAACCUGCCUGUCACAAACAGCUUAUGGCUUUACAAAAAGCUUUUAAAGCAUUUUCAGAAAAUGAAUUUUUUUUAUUUAUUUAUUUCUCCGAGUCCUUUUUAAAAAUGUUCCUUUUAAAAAUCUAGAAGCUCUCUCUUGGUAAAGAUUGUAAUCUUCAAUGUUAAAAAGGUUUUACAGUUCACACUGACUUACAAAGUGUCAGGAAGUAGAAAAGACCAGCUAGUGGACAAGACAUCCUACAAAAACAA
Messenger RNA from Epinephelus moara (kelp grouper), 6628 nucleotides. RefSeq names its product dynein axonemal intermediate chain 4 (gene dnai4). Lineage: Eukaryota; Metazoa; Chordata; Actinopteri; Perciformes; Serranidae. The record is from RefSeq and is a predicted model, not a curated record. The transcript is spliced from 18 exons. Gene Ontology annotation, molecular function: dynein light chain binding; dynein heavy chain binding. Bases 150 to 2501 code for a protein of 783 amino acids. Gene Ontology annotation, cellular component: axonemal dynein complex. Gene Ontology annotation, biological process: cilium movement.